Bursaphelenchus okinawaensis is the source of this 959-nucleotide messenger RNA. NCBI's taxonomy places the organism in Eukaryota, Metazoa, Nematoda, Chromadorea, Rhabditida, Aphelenchoididae. The record is from the annotation of a GenBank genome assembly.
AUGACAGAACAACUUGCUGCUCAUCUUCUGAAUGCUGCCAAAGUCGUGGAACAAAAGUUGGAUGCCGAAUUGGACAGAUUGGAGAACUUGGGUGACGAUGAAAUGGAAGAAAUUCGCCGAAAACGCAUGGCCGAGAUGAAAAAAGCCCAGGAUAAGAAGGCUGUAAGUUUUUUUGUUAUUGGUUUUGUGUUUUAGAGCUUCAAAUACAUGCAGAAUAUUUUUGGAAUGUUGAGUUAGAAUAAACCUUGAUUUGCUGAGGUCUAUAACAAUAUAUUGUUGUAGGAGCUGGUAGGCAGUGGUCAUGGAAAGCUGACGGAGUUGGCCAACGAAAGAGAGUUCUUUGAUGCUCGCAAGAAGACUUCAAAGAUGAUUUGUUACUUUUAUGGCCAACAAACAGAGAAACAUCAAGCUGUCGAGAAGGUUCUGAACAACUUGGCUCAACAACACUUCUUUACUCGUUUUGUCUGUUUAAAUGCUGAAAGGGUAAGAUGAAUUGAUUUUUAGAGAUUAUGAUUUUAUAGUUUGUUUUUAAGUUGGUUUUAAGUAUAUGGGAUGGGUACUUUUUGUUUUAUGAUUAAAAUUCGAUGUUAUAGUAGGUCGUUUAUUCUUAAAAUUAUAUUUUGUUAUAGUUUCUCUACAUUUUUGACUUUAAAUAUUUUAUAAUCAAUUUUCAGAGCCCCUUCUUGGUCGAACGUUUGAAGUUGCAAAGUUUCCCAGUAAUUGCCAUCGUUCUCGGAGACAAAAUUGGAGAUUAUAUUAGACUAGCUGAUAAACUGAACGAUUCUGUUCAAAGUCUUGAACACUACAUCGAAAAGCGGUUGUUCGAAGCGAAAGUAAUUACAGAAUGCCGAAGUGAACCUCCAAAGGCUGCGAAAGCUAAAACGAUAUUUGGGAUGGCUCCGCCGAAGCGUGGAAUCCGCGGAGGAAGACAUGAUGAAAGUGACGAUGAAGGUUGUUGA